Molecule: messenger RNA, 459 nt
Organism: Colletotrichum godetiae
Lineage: Eukaryota; Fungi; Ascomycota; Sordariomycetes; Glomerellales; Glomerellaceae
Exons: 1
Coding region: 132-404 (90 amino acids)
Source: RefSeq, a predicted model, not a curated record
CUGGAAGAAACUCCAGGUCUCUUGCCAAUUGGAAACCUUGACCGGCACUGAAGCCGAUCUGUUCCGGCUUACGUACCAGCCUUACAUAAUACACCCAGCAUGUUGCUAGCUUACCGGAUUAGCAGUGGUGUAUGCACAAGACGGGACGCCAAGUCUGCUUUGUUGCAUAUCCAGGUACAGGGCCCGAAAAUUUUAGUGGCGGGAACUUCCUUUCCCCGACUUCCAAUUCAGAGGAGCUCCCAAGUCAGUCUGUCCCGCAAGAGCUCCGCUUUACCUCCCCAGUCCGUCAACACCAACCGCGCAAGGGACUCCAUCGACACCCGUCUCGAUCAAUUGAACCGGCAGAUGCCGCUCUAAGCUUGGUGAGUUACUCCGAGAAAGCCACGAUGGUCUGUUUUAUCUGACAACAGCUUCAAUAAAGGGGGAAAAUCCGAUGCUCGCGCAACUCUCCCCGAUCGC